This is a messenger RNA of Cylicostephanus goldi, 468 nucleotides long. Lineage: Eukaryota; Metazoa; Nematoda; Chromadorea; Rhabditida; Strongylidae. The record is from the annotation of a GenBank genome assembly.
AUGCUGAUGAGUUCUUUUGAACAUCAAAACUGCAAGCCUGGUAAUGCGAAAGUAGCCGCAUUUGGAGUGGAUUCUGCCAGAAUGAUGCUGUACAAUGGCGUCCCCAUUUCCUUGUUCAUCAUACUUUGCUUUACUACCGAGUCUAAUGUGCAGCUUUUCUACGCGAAGUUCAUGUCAAUCGUCUAUGCUUUUGUAAUGCUUGCGGUAUUGGUAGCUACAGCAUCACAAAUUGUUCUCGAAACUGUAAUCUCACCAACAUCGAUGUUCAUCGUGACAAUGGUCAUAGUGUUUUUCAUUGCUGCAUGUCUACAUCCAAAAGAAUUCACGAAUAUCAUCUACGGUAUCAUCUUUUUCCUCAUGAUACCCUCGACUUAUGUAUUUUUGUCACUUUAUUCGCUAAUUAAUCUGAAUGUGAUCAACUGGGGAACCCGUGAAGCCGUCGCAAAGGCUACUGGAAAGGUAAUCUAA